UCUCGAUCUCUUCCACUAGUACUAAGCAUGCCCCAGACUCCCACAUGCCUCGCGCCACGCCACCCCAGCCCCCUAUAAACCACACCCUGAUAUUCUCCUCCCCACCCUUCUUCUUAACCAAGAAGCACUUCCUCACUGAAACAAGCCUCAAACCGUCUAGCUCUCGCAAGAUUAGCCCUUAAGCAAGAGCUGAGAAUUGGCAAUCCAGAGCUAGUUUUUCUGGACCAAAAAUCCAGAGCUAGUUAAGCAGGGAGAGAGAGAUGGAAGCGCAGGCCAGAGGAGGAUUGAGAAUUCCAAUUCCAAUUCGAAUGCGGCUGUUGGUUGUGAUGCUGGUGCUGAUGGCGGCGAGGCCGGCGAUGGCGCAGCUGGCCGUGGGGUACUACGACACGCUGUGCCCGGCGGCGGAGAUCAUCGUGCAGGAGGAGGUCAGCAAGGGCGUCUCCGGCAGCCCCGGCACGGCCGCGGGGCUCCUCCGGCUCCACUUCCACGACUGCUUCGUCAGGGGGUGCGACGCGUCGGUGCUGCUGGACUCGACGCCGGGGAACAAGGCGGAGAAGGACGCGCCGCCAAACUCGAGCCUCCGGGGGUUCGACGUGAUCGACAAGGCCAAGACGCGGCUCGAGCAGGCCUGCUACCGGGUCGUCUCCUGCGCCGACAUCCUCGCCUUCGCCGCCCGAGACGCCCUCGCCCUGGUGGGAGGCAGCGCGUACCAGGUGCCGGCGGGGCGACGAGACGGGAACGUCUCGUCGGCCGGCGAAACCAACGGGAACCUGCCACCGCCCACGGCCAACGUGAACCAGCUGACCCAGAUCUUCGGCUCCAAGGGCCUCUCCAAGGCCCAGAUGGUGACGCUGUCGGGGGCGCACACGGUGGGCGCGGCCCAGUGCAGCUCCUUCAGCAGCAGGCUCUACUCGUCGGGCCCCAACGGGGGCCAGGACCCGACCAUGGACCCCAAGUACCUGACGGCCCUCACGGCCCAGUGCCCGCAGAAAGGGGCCCAGCAGGCCGUGCCCAUGGACCCCGUCACGCCCAACGCCUUCGACACGAAUUAUUACGCCAAUCUGGUGGCUAACCGGGGCCUGCUGUCUUCCGACCAGGCGCUGCUCGCCGACCCGAACGCGUCCGCUCAGGUGGUCGCCUACACCAGCAGCCCUGACACGUUCCAGACCGACUUUGCUAAUGCCAUGAUCGCCAUGGGGAAUGUUGGCGUGCUCACUGGGAACGCCGGGAACAUCAGGACCAACUGCAGAGUAGCCUCCUGAUUCAGCUGAGAUUAGAGUUGAUCGAUUGAAGGCUUGGUUCAAAUGUAUGUAGUCCGUUCUGUCGUGCUAGCUAGCUAGCUUAAUUAGCUCCUCCCAUCUUUUUUCUUCUCCUUUUCCUCUCUUACAUAUAUAGUACUGGUACUUUCCUUUUGUGCUUGGAUUCUUUUAGCCUCUGUAUGUAGUAUCUAGCUAGCUAGCUAGUUACCGGAUUCAUAACUGUAUAUGUGAUGAUUGGAUACCCAACAGUGCUUAAUAAGAAGCUAUAUAUACGGAUC
Molecule: messenger RNA, 1537 nt
Organism: Brachypodium distachyon (stiff brome)
Lineage: Eukaryota; Viridiplantae; Streptophyta; Magnoliopsida; Poales; Poaceae
Product: peroxidase 5
Exons: 3
Coding region: 261-1262 (333 amino acids)
Biological process (GO): hydrogen peroxide catabolic process; response to oxidative stress
Molecular function (GO): peroxidase activity; heme binding
Source: RefSeq, a predicted model, not a curated record